AUGUUCCUGUGCAAGGGUGAGACUGAGUUGCCAAUGCCAAGGAUCGAGGUGAAGGAUGUUGGUCUGCUCUCAUACCCAGUGCCACCAGUACAGAUUCAGAGUAUGAUUGAACGAGCCACUCGUGCACCAUUUGGCAAAGGAACAGAGACCAUCACAGACCUCAAUGUGAGACGUGUCUGGCAGAUACAAAACAAGUAUAUCAACAUCACAGGCAAGCACUAUCAAACCUACUUCAACUCAAUCACCAAGAGUAUCAAGGAAUCAAUGGGUCUGACCAACGAGGUAGUGACAGCAGAGUUAUACAAGUUGUUGGUCUAUGACAAAGGCAGCUUCUUCCUGCCACAUCGUGACUCUGAGAAGGCUGACAACAUGUUUGGAACACUCGUGUUGUCACUGCCAUGUCCUCAUCGAGGUGGUGACCUGGUUGUCAAUCAUUCAGGUCGUGAUGAAGUGGUGUCAUUGGAGAAUGACUCAAUGUCAGCAAUCAAAUGGACAGCAUUCUUUGCUGAUUGUCAACAUGAAGUCAAGCCAGUCACUGAAGGAUGUCGUGUUUGUCUCGUUUACAACCUGUUGAGAUCUGGUGGUACCAACGUGGACAUCAACGUUGAUUCAGAAUCAAUCACUCAAGCAUUCAAUCAAGUGUUUGGUCGGUUCACCAAAAAGCCCAGUCAUAUCCCAGAGAAACUGGUUUAUACACUUGAGCAUGUCUACUCCCUUUCCAACUUCACAUUGGAGUCACUAAAGGGCAGUGACGCAACAUUGGCACGCACCUUACAGGCCUUUUCCAACGAGGCCCAGAUCAGACUUGGUCUGGCAUUCCUUCUCAUCACAGAGGAAGGAAUAUACGAAUAUGAUGAAGAUCCAAGUAGUACCACAAUCAUAUUGAAUGAUGUCAAAGACCUUGAGACUGGAACAAUACUUGAGAAGAACAUGCCCCUUGACAACGGUGAGAUCAUGCCCGAUCGAUGUCUGGACAAGAUCAAACCAUACUCAAAGGAGGCCCAAGAGGCAACGGGCAAUGAGGGUGCUUCAUAUGAUCGACUAUAUAGACGAUCGGCGAUUGUGAUAUGGAGUACAGAGACCUUGGGCAAGUUCACAAUGGUACUCUCAAAGGAACAUGCAUUCGAUACAUUGGAGAAGGAGUUGUCCAAACUCGGAGGAGUGGACGCCAACCCACAAUCAACACACGAUCUGUUCAUUCAAAUGACCAAGUCAUUGUACAGAGUUCGUCCAACAUCAGAGUUUGUCUCCAAGAUGCUUGAACUGCUGUGUUCAAUCAAGUCUGAUCAAUACCUUCCCAAGAUGAUGUUGGCCAUGCUCGAGACCACUGGAAGCCUCUAUCAAACUGGAAUGCACCAGGAUGCAUUCAUGGAACUGUUGCUCAAAAGGCCUUCAAUGAAUCAUGAGAACAUUGACAGUGUGAUGUCAUUUGCAUCUGUCGUCCCAGUGGGUGAUGGCAUGGACAUGUUGAUCAAGUUGUUGGACAUUAUCAAUCAUACUCCCCAAAUGCGAUCAACAACACUAUUCCCCAAGAUGGCCCAACAACUUAUCAAACGAUUGAAUAAUGUCCAACAAUGUGACACACUCAUCAGUAUAAUCCAGCAACAGAAAGUGUUUGAUGGACAACGACAACAACUCCUGGACAAGCUAAUAGUUGUCGCUCAAGGACAUCUCAUGCCCGAUCAUCAAAAGAUCAGAUGGACCAGAGAUUCAAUCAAGGAUACCGAAGUCACAUUGGCCACGUUGAUAACAAAUAUUGAGAGUCUCUUCAAGACACUUGGCGAGGGACAAGCUCCCAUAUACAUCAACGAAUCAUUCCUUGGUCAAAUGUACAAGAAGAUAUUCGAUGAUAUCAAAACAUGGAGAAGCCUUGACAUUGAAUGUCUUCUGCCAGCCUUGCCAAUCAUUAAUCGUAUCAACUUGGUAUAUCCAUACUUGGUAAUGGAGAACAAUGACUAUGACUCGAUGCUCAAGAACCUCAUUGAAUACAAGUAUAAAUACGAUAUGACAGACGACAAUCUAGCAGCGAACAAACUAUAUUCAAUCUGGAAGUUGGUGCGUGGCAAUGAUUCACUCCUCACAGCCUUUGUCAACAAUAUCUGUGGACUCAAGAAGCCAACAUCAAUGUAUGAUACGGAUAAGCCUAUCGAGUUCCCAUCUGGAACACUCAUAUUGUUGCUUGGACAUCUGUACCCUGAGUUUGUCAGCACAACACAAUACAUAUCACUCUGGGAUCACGUGACCAAGGAGAACUUGCACAAGACAAUGAAGAAGCCCGACAUUGACGACCCCAGUAUAGAGGUCAAGUGGCAUUGUUCAUGUGUGUCGUGUUCAAAGGUGACUGAUUUCCUCCGUUCAAUGGACACAUCCUUGAAGAUGACGGUCUCGAAAUUCCUCGACCAGAAGAAUGUGAUGAUCAUGGUGGAUCGAUUCAAACUGGAUAAAAAGAUUCUAAAGGAUUCCAAUGAGGAGGAAGAGGAGGAGGAUGAUGGAGAUGGUGCGACCACUAUAUUAUUGACAAAGUCCAAUGAUUUCCAACAACUCAAGUUGAACAUAUACAAUGAUGCCAUCAACAUCUGUCACAGUCUAUUCCAGAUCAGGCCGGCCAACAGCGACUAUCUACUCACUAGUGUGAUCAACAAAUUCCCUGCGCCCGAAGUCUAUCCACACACUUUAGCCAAGAUCAUAACGAUCCCUGAACCUCCAAAUGAAGUUAAAUCAGAAGAUGAUGAUGAUUAUGAUGAUGAUGAUGAUGAAGUUGGUGAAGAUGAAGUUGAUUAA
Acytostelium subglobosum LB1 is the source of this 2781-nucleotide messenger RNA. RefSeq lists its product as hypothetical. The record is from RefSeq and is a predicted model, not a curated record. Lineage: Eukaryota; Evosea; Eumycetozoa; Acytosteliales; Acytosteliaceae. The coding region runs from base 1 to 2781 and encodes 926 amino acids. The transcript is spliced from 2 exons.